GAGCCCGUCCUGCCCGGAAGCCCAGGCGAGCCAGCAGCAGGGGUGCAGGGACUGAGUGGCCCAGCCCCCUGGGCAGGGUGUCAGGGCCAGAGCCCAGAGGACGGCGGUUCAGGCUUCAGUCCCAGCCGGCGAACCAGAGCUGGGCAGAGCGGCCAGCAAGCGGCAGCCAGGGUGCCCUGGGCACUCGACCCCCAGAUGUCCCUGCUGGAACCGUAAAGGGGAGGCACCCUGAGGCCAGAGGGAGCAUGGCCCCGGGGACUGAGCAUCCGGCUCAGAGCGGCUCGGCAGAGGGAUGUCUGGACCUCUGGUGCAGAGGACCAAGGCCGGUCCACUUGACCUCAGCCACGAGGACAUCCCAAGGCCAUGCCCACUGCUCAGUGGAGCGUGGAGGACGAGGAGGAGGCCGUCCACGAGCAAUGCCAGCAUGAGAGAGACAGGCAGCUUCAGGCCCAGGACGAGGAGGGAGGCGGCCAUGUCCCCGAGCGGCCAAAGCAGGAGAUGCUCCUCAGCCUGAAGCCCUCGGAGGCCCCUGAACUGGAUGAGGACGAGGGCUUUGGUGACUGGUCCCAGAGGCCAGAGCAGCGGCAGCAGCACGAGGGGGCGCAGGGCGCCUCGGACAGCGGAGAGCCCCCCCAAUGCAGGAGUCCUGAGGGGGAGCAAGAGGACAGGCCCAGCCUGCAUGCCUGCGAAAAGGAGGACAGUGACGAAGUCCACCUGGAGGAGUUGAGUCUGAGCAAGGAGGGGCCAGGCCCAGAGGAUACUGUCCAGGACAACCUGGGGGCCGCAGGGGCUGAGGAGGAACAGGAGGAGCACCAGAAAUGUCUGCAGCCCAGGACACCCAGCCCCUUGGUCUUGGAGGGGACCAUCGAACAGAGCUCGCCUCCCCUGAGCCCUACCACCAAACUCAUCGACAGGACCGAGUCCCUAAACCGCUCCAUAGAGAAGAGUAACAGUGUGAAGAAAUCCCAGCCAGACUUGCCCAUCUCCAAGAUUGAUCAGUGGCUGGAACAAUACACCCAGGCCAUCGAGACCGCUGGCCGGACCCCCAAGCUAGCCCGCCAGGCCUCCAUAGAGCUGCCCAGCAUGGCCGUGGCCAGUACCAAGAGUCGGUGGGAGACGGGUGAGGUACAGGCUCAGUCUGCGGCCAAGACUCCGUCCUGCAAGGAUAUUGUGGCUGGAGACAUGAGCAAGAAAAGCCUCUGGGAGCAGAAGGGAGGCUCCAAGACCUCAUCAACAAUUAAGAGCACCCCAUCUGGGAAGAGGUAUAAGUUUGUGGCCACUGGGCAUGGGAAGUAUGAGAAGGUGCUUGUGGAAGGGGGCCCGGCUCCCUAGGCAUCCCAUCUCGCUUCCUGGGUCUGCAGGUCCAGCCGGGUGGCACCCUCCAUGUACCCAGGGGAGAUUCCAGCCAGACACCCGCCCCCCGGCCCUGGCUAAGAAGUUGCUUCCCGUUGCCAGCAUGACCUACCCUCGCCUCUUUGAUGCCACCCGCUGCCACCUCCUUUUGCUCCUGGACCCUUUAGCCUCUCUGCCCUUCCACUCUCUGACCACCGCCCCCGCCCUCCCCACCCAGCUCCGCUUCUCGUUACUUGGGGGAGGAAAGAAACUCCUGAUCAUUGGCCAAAGGGACUUACCCCUGGAGAGGCCAAGUGCCUUCUAGGAAGUUAGGAGGUUGAGGCAUAGCCUGUGCAGAGAGGGCGGGUCACCCCCAGAUCCAAGGGGAAACUACAGGUCAAGGGCUGAUAACAGCCAUGCAGGAUGCUUGAUGCUGCGUCACCCCCACACUCUGCUUGCCGACCCUCACCCCGCCAUUUUGUAUAAUAAAGCUCCCUGUGUAUUCUCA
Gorilla gorilla gorilla (western lowland gorilla) is the source of this 1840-nucleotide messenger RNA. It is a transcript of the gene LSP1, whose product is annotated as lymphocyte specific protein 1. The transcript has 12 exons. The coding region runs from base 364 to 1332 and encodes 322 amino acids. Gene Ontology annotation, molecular function: actin binding. The record is from RefSeq and is a predicted model, not a curated record. Lineage: Eukaryota; Metazoa; Chordata; Mammalia; Primates; Hominidae. Gene Ontology annotation, biological process: signal transduction.